Penicillium griseofulvum is the source of this 630-nucleotide messenger RNA. RefSeq names its product 60S ribosomal eL24 domain-containing protein. Gene Ontology annotation, cellular component: cytosolic large ribosomal subunit. Gene Ontology annotation, molecular function: structural constituent of ribosome; mRNA binding. NCBI's taxonomy places the organism in Eukaryota, Fungi, Ascomycota, Eurotiomycetes, Eurotiales, Aspergillaceae. The transcript has 3 exons. The record is from RefSeq and is a predicted model, not a curated record. Bases 1 to 630 code for a protein of 209 amino acids. Gene Ontology annotation, biological process: cytoplasmic translation.
AUGCGUACUUACGACGACUCCUUCAGCGGCCAGAAGAUCUACCCUGGCAAGGUGCGUUUGCAAUUCCAGUCGUCGCCUUUGGGAGGAAUUUGUGUGCGAGGGAACAACGGCAUCGCGGAUUCGACAUUCACACUUCGAUAUCUCAAUACCGUCACAAUUGUCGCUCUCCGUCUUAGCCGAACCGCCGCACAUAAAUUCCGCCGUGGCAAGCUGUUCGUCCGUGGCGACAGCAAGAUCUUCCGCUUCCAGCGUGGAAAGUCCGAGUCCCUUUUCCUCCAGCGCAAGAACCCCCGCCGCAUCGCAUGGACUGUUCUCUUCCGUCGCCAGCACCGCAAGGGUAUCUCUGAGGAGGUCGCCAAGAAGCGCACCCGCCGUGUUGUCAAGGCCCAGCGUGCUAUCGUUGGUGCUUCCCUCGAUGUGAUCAAGGAGCGCCGCUCCCAGCGCCCCGAGGCCCGUGAGGCUGCUCGCAAGCAGGCCAUCAAGGACGCCAAGGAGAAGAAGGCUGCUUCCGCCAGCGCCAAGAAGGCCGAGAAGGCCAAGAUCGCCGCCUCCAAGGGCGGUGCCCAGCGCAUCCAGAGCAAGCAGGGUGCUAAGGGUUCUGCCCCCAAGGUCGCCGCCAAGUCCCGCUAA